AUGUUCGCAGAGCUCCCUACCGAGUUGAUCCUGGCCGUCUCUAACUAUCUUCCCCUCCUCGAUCAAGUGUCCUUAGCAGCUGCCAACCAUAGGAUACAAGCUUUGAGUCGCUAUCAGAUAGCACGACUUGCGUUGCGGCAGUUCCCCUACCUAAUCGUAUGGGCGGCUGAAGUCGGCUUUCAUGACCUGGUCGAGACAUUCCUGUUACUUGGUGGUUCUCCUAAUACGUCUUUCGAGACGUACAUUGCGAUGCCCAAGCGGAACAACAUUCGCCAGGUCGAGCAACGGAAAGGCCUUCUCAACAGAGUUUACAAGCACCACAACUUGUUCGCCUACUACAAGGACCCAGACCACCGUCCUCUGCCGGGCGAACUGCACGGGAGCCUCACGGAACAGCCAUUCAAAGGCUAUAGAGAGCGGUCGCCUGAUUGCAGCGCGGCCGAACCAUAUCUGGUGGUCGACACUUGA
Messenger RNA from Microdochium trichocladiopsis, 468 nucleotides. RefSeq lists its product as uncharacterized. Bases 1 to 468 code for a protein of 155 amino acids. The record is from RefSeq and is a predicted model, not a curated record. Lineage: Eukaryota; Fungi; Ascomycota; Sordariomycetes; Xylariales; Microdochiaceae. The transcript has a single exon.